ACCUCAGGGCUGCGUCCCAGGCGACUGCAGCCAGUCCUGCCUCGCCAUGGACCUGGUGACGCGUCUGGUGCGCGCCCUGCUCCUGCUGGCCCUGCUGCUGGCCGUGCUCCCCUGCCCAGGAGUGGCCAAGGAGCUCUGCCCAGAGCCCUGCCACUGCCCACAGCAUGGGCAUCUGGACUGCCAGGACAUGGGCCUGGCCACCGUGCCCCCGGCCAGCCGCCACUGGCCCCUCGCCGUCCUAGAUUUCACUGGCAACGGCAUUGCUGCUAUUGGAAAACAAACGUGGAAGGACUACCCGUGGACUGAGACCUUAGUGCUCAGGGACAAUGAGCUGCGGGCAGUGAAGAGCCAUUCCCUGGAGGGGCUGUUCCUGCUGAAGCACCUGGAUUUGUCCUGCAAUGAGAUCCUGUCCAUUGAGGAAGGGGCUUUUGAACCACUGCCUUUCCUGAAACUUCUAAACCUCUCUGGGAAUGGCCUCACGCACAUCCCCAGCGGCACUUUCCAGGCCUGGCAUGGGAUGCAGUUUCUCCAGGAGCUGAUCCUCAGCCACAACCCGCUGGCUGUCAUUGCUGACGCUGCCUUCUUCAAGCUGCCCUCGGUGAGCUCCCUAGACCUGAGUGCCACCCAAGUGACUCCGCAGACGCUGCUGCUGCUCCUGCAGACCACAUUGAGCUUGGAAAGCCUCCAAGUGCCCAAGAAGGUGGCCUGCUGCCUGUGCCAGGAGCGUCCCCUCCCUGAGACCCCGUGCAGGAGGAUCCAGCUCCUCUGCGAGAAGCUGUGCAGCGCCAGCGCCCCGCAGUGCGGUUACACAAGUCUGGAACAGACAUGGGGAGAAACAACGGAUAUGGAACAACCCCCAGAACUGGACGCCAGCCCAGUGUUGAGCCUCAAGUCCAAGGAGCGUUCAUGGGGAGAUCACGGAACUGUAACGCUUCAGGUUGUCCUGACCCAGAGCACUGAGGCUGAUGUCAGCAGCCUGCACAAUUCCAGAAGCAAUUCAUAUCCCCUUCAGCAUCACUUGGGGCACAAAGGCAAAACAAGUGUUGAUGACGUGAUGAAAAAGCUGGAGAAGAAGCUGCUCAAGAAGAAGCUGCACAAACCUAAAAGCACCAGGAUUGCAAGAAGCACUAGCCCUUACCAGCCCCUGCUUGCCAGGCUGAAGGAUUUGGUGGAAAAGACAGCCUCAAGCUGGGAUCCAGAGGAGAUGGAGUCGCGUUCAAACUGGCACGGAUUAAACCCCUCGGAUGUAGCUGGUGGAUUAAACCGUGCUUACCAUGCCUCUCUCACUAGACAAGACGGAGAGGAGGAGGAAGAUGCAGCUCCCAGGCAGAACUACAUUAGCACACACAAACGGCACAAGAACACCCUCAAGCUGGGAUCACAAGCAGCAGGACUCACGUCUGCUGACAGACACCUCGGAGAUGAGGUGGAAGAUCAAGCUGCAAGGCAGAACUAUGGCAGCAGGCACAAACAGCCAAAGAAGGAGGGCAGCCAGCAUUGGGUUGGACAUAAUCAGCUUUUCUAUGAGGGGUUGAGCCCUGUGAAAGCAGAGGGACAGCCCAGAGCCAACGCCAUCAAAGCCGAGCAGCGUCUAAAUGGGAACCUGGAUUUUCUCUCUGACCCGUUGGUUCAGAGCCGCCCCGCUGUGAGCAGCAGAGGAGAGGCCACGGCUGAAGGGGAGCAUUCCUCUCUAGGCUGGCACCCCCUGAUCAUCCUUGACACCACAGAGGAGGCAGACUCCAUGUUCCACAAUAAACCUUGGAGGCCCCACAGUCCUCACCUUGCGCCAGUUCCAGGAGAACUCUUGGAAAGAACGGUCCAUCGUUACCUGCGCUUGCUGGUGCCAGACAAAGGCCUGCAGGCCUUCAUGGCUCACAUGCAGCGAGCCCUGAGGAAGGACUGCAGACUGCCCCAGCUGACGCACGCCUGUGCCAAGAUGGUCUCGAAGACCGGGCUGCUUCUAAAGGUGCUCAGUGAGAGGCAAGAGACCCAGGGAGCCUCUGAUCACAUUGAGCAGGGCCAUCUGCAAGAGAAUACCUCCAGAUCUAUGACCUUGGGGGAAGACAAUAAACUUGCAAAGGAGGUAGGAGAGCUGCUGGGCACUGCAGCCUGUGUCCUUCUGGGCAGGGCAGAACGGAAGGAGUAA
Molecule: messenger RNA, 2146 nt
Organism: Ficedula albicollis (Collared flycatcher)
Lineage: Eukaryota; Metazoa; Chordata; Aves; Passeriformes; Muscicapidae
Exons: 10
Coding region: 47-2146 (699 amino acids)
Molecular function (GO): protein binding
Source: RefSeq, a predicted model, not a curated record